AUGCUCCGCCCCCCAAGCCCGUGCCGCCCGUUUCAGACCCGUUGGCACCAGGCUAACAGCUCCCACAACAUCGGUGGCCCUGGACGCCGCUGGCGGCCCACCCUAGGCAGCCCGGCCCCACCAAGCCCGGCCCUCGCAGCAUUCACCUGGGAGGUGAAGGCCAACAACCGUGCCUACCACAAGCAGUUCAUAAAGAAAGGCUUCCUGUGCUGGAGACAGAAGAAGUACAAGAGCAACGCCAUCCACACAGCCAAGUACAACUUCUUCACCUUCCUGCCUCUGAACCUGUUUGAGCAGUUUCAUCGUAUGUCCAAUCUCUACUUCCUUCUCAUCAUCAUCCUACAGGGCAUCCCUGAGAUCUCCACACUGCCCUGGUUCACGCUCUUUGCCCCUCUGGUCUGUCUGCUUUUGAUCCGAGCCACCCGUGACCUGGUUGAUGACAUUGGUCGACACAGGAGUGAUAACAUCAUCAACAACAGGCCCUGCCAGAUCCUGAAAGGGAAGAGUUUCCUGUGGAGGAAAUGGAAGAAUCUGUGUGUGGGGGAUGUGGUGUGUCUCAGUAAAGACAGCAUCGUCCCGGCUGACUUGCUCCUGCUGGCCAGUACAGAGCCCAGUAGCCUGUGCUAUGUGGAAACCGCAGACAUUGAUGGGGAGACCAACUUGAAGUUCAGACAGGCUUUGAUGGUCACACACCGGGAGCUUACUAGCCCGAAGAAGAUGGCUUCCUUCCAGGGUACAGUGACUUGUGAGGAACCCAACAGCCGGAUGCAUCAUUUCGUGGGGAGCCUUGAGUGGAACAACAGGAAGUACUCGCUGGACAUCGGGAACCUCCUCCUACGUGGCUGCAAAAUCCGCAACACAGACACCUGCUACGGCCUGGUCAUCUACGCUGGUUUAGACACGAAGAUCAUGAAGAACUGUGGGAAGAUUCAUAUGAAGAGAACCAAGCUGGACCUGCUGAUGAACAAGCUGGUGAUCUGGAUCUUCAUAUCCCUCGUGAUUGUGUCCCUGCUGCUAACACUGGGCUUCGCCUUCAUGGUGAAGGAAUUCAAAGGCAAACACCACUAUGUGUUGGCGCUGCAUGCGCGCACGGAGGUCGUGGAGUCUUUCUUCAUUUUCUGGGGCUUCCUCAUCCUGCUGAGCGUCAUGGUGCCCAUGGCCAUGUUCAUCAUUGCCGAGUUCAUCUACCUAGGCAACAGCUUUUUCAUCAACUGGGACCUUAAUAUGUACUACGAGCCCCUGGACAUGCCGGCUAAGGCCCGCAGCACCAGUCUCAACGACCAGCUGGGGCAGGUGCAGUACAUCUUCUCUGACAAGACAGGGACGCUGACCCAGAACAUCAUGACUUUCAAGAAGUGCUGUGUCAAUGGCUGCAUCUACGAUUCGGAUGAUGAGCAUGGGAUUCUCCGGAAGCGAAACCCAUAUGCCUGGAACCCGUUCGCCGACGGCAAACUCCAGUUCUACAAUAAGGAGCUGGAACACAUGGUACAAAGCCAGCAGGACACAGUCGUACAGGAGUUCUGGCGUCUGCUCGCCAUCUGCCACACGGUGAUGGUACACGAGAAUGACAACCAGCUGCUGUAUCAGGCAGCCUCCCCUGAUGAGGAGGCACUGGUCACUGCUGCUCGGAACUUUGGCUACGUGUUUCGGUCUCGGACCCAGGACACCAUCACCCUGGUGGAGCUGGGGGAGGAACGGGUCUACCAGGUUCUGGCCAUGAUGGAUUUCAACAGCAUUCGAAAACGGAUGUCAGUGCUUGUCCGAAACCCAGAGGGCUCCAUCUGCCUCUACACCAAGGGUGCUGACACAGUCAUCCUGGAGCGGCUUCACAAGAAGGGCGCCGUGGAGACCACCACAGAGGAAGCCUUGGCCGCCUUCGCGGAGCAGACCCUGCGCACCCUGUGCCUGGCUUACAAGAAGGUGGCGGAGGAGGCCUAUAAGCAAUGGGAACCGGAGCACCAGGAGGCCACCCUCCUGCUGCAGAACCGGGCUCAGGCCCUGCACCAGGUGUAUAACAAGAUGGAGCAGAACCUGCAGCUGCUGGGAGCCACAGCCAUUGAAGACAAACUGCAAGACGGUGUCCCUGAGACCAUCAAGUGCCUCAAAAAGGGGAACAUUAAAAUCUGGGUGCUGACCGGGGACAAGCCAGAGACUGCGGUGAACAUCGGCUUCGCGUGCAGGCUGCUGUCGGAGAACAUGCUCAUUUUGGAAGAUAAGGACAUCAAACGUUUACUGGAGAACUAUUGGAACGAAAGCGAACAGCAGAGGGCGUUCAAGAUGAUGACCCACCACAACAUAGCCUUGGUUAUCAACGGGGAGUUCCUGGAUCAGCUGCUCCUGUCCUUGCGCAAGGAGCCCCGAGCUCUGGUCCAGAAUGCAGUGGUGGAUGAGGCCCCUGAGGAGCCGGUUAUGUCCAGGAUGGACUUCCUCCAGGCGCGGAGGAUCUCCCAGAUGUGGCGAAACAUUGGAUCCUCCCUGACACAGUCCCCGUCAGCUGCCUCUAAGACCCACGAAAGCCCCGAGGUCCGGCGGGAGAGGGCCUUUGUGGACCUGGCCUCCAAGUGCCGAGCUGUCAUCUGCUGCAGGGUGACGCCCAAGCAGAAGGCCCUGGUGGUGGCCUUGGUGAAGAAAUACCAGCAGGUGGUGACGCUGGCCAUCGGAGAUGGAGCCAACGACGUGAACAUGAUCAAGACUGCAGACAUCGGCGUGGGGCUGGCAGGUCAGGAGGGCAUGCAGGCGGUUCAGAACAGCGACUACGUGCUGGCCCAAUUCUGCUACCUGCAGCGACUGCUCCUUGUACACGGGCGCUGGUCCUACAUGCGCGUCUGCAAGUUCCUGCGUUACUUUUUCUACAAGACGGUUGCCAGCAUGAUGGCUCAGAUAUGGUUCUCCAUGUUCAACGGCUUUACAGCACAGCCCCUGUAUGAAGGCUGGUUCCUGGCUCUCUUUAAUCUGCUGUACUCCACACUCCCGGUUCUGUACAUCGGUCUGUUUGAGCAGGAUGUGACUGCGGAGAAGAGCCUAAAGAUGCCUGAGUUGUACGUGGCCGGCCAGAAAGAUGAGUUGUUCAACUAUAGCAUCUUUCUGCAAGCCAUCGUCCACGGCAUGCUUACAUCGCUCAUCAACUUCUUCUUGCCAGUGCUCGUCAGCAGUGACUUUUCCAAGUUUGGCAGUUCUAGUGACUACCAGUCCUUUGGGGUACUGGUGGCGAUAUCUGGGCUACUGUCUAUCACCCUGGAGGUUAUUCUUGUCAUUAAGUACUGGACGCUCCUGUGUGUGGGCUGCAUCGUGAUCAGCCUUGGCUCCUAUGUCAUCAUGACAAGCCUCACUCAGAGUCUAUGGUUGUUCAAGAUCUCACCAAAGACCUUCCCAUUCCUGUUUGCUGACUACAACGUGCUGAGCCACCCCAGCAGCCUGCUGGUGAUUGUCCUCAACGUGGCCCUGAGCACACUGCCAGUCCUGGCUCUGCGUGUCAUCCACAGAGUUGUUUCCAAACUGCGUCCCAAGGAGGAGGAGGUCCCGAGUGAGGAAGAGGAAGUGGCUGUGGAGCCCGCCGUGAGGCAUCUUCGCCGCGGCAUCCCUGCCCGCCGAUCCAGCUAUGCCUUCUCCCACCGUGAGGGCUACGCAGACUUGAUCACCCAGGGCACCAUCCUGCGCAAGUCCAUGGAGGAACCCAUCAGCAAGUCCCCGAACCCGUCUGAAGAAGACCUACCCCCACAGCAAUCCCCACACCACAGGGAGUCGAUAUUUAAUCCGCGAAGGAUCUCCAUCCUUGCUAAGAUGAAACUGCAGCAUCAUGCUAAAGCAUCCCAGGAGGAGGUCCACCCCGACACAAGCUUCCAGACAGAGAAACAGGCCACUCUGCACUUGGACCCCUCUGACACUCUGAAGCCACCCUCCUCCCCAAGCGCCACGUCGGUGUCCUCCUCUGAUGACCAGGCCUUCCACAGUGUACCUUCAAGAUACACCCUGGAGAGCCAACCAGAGCGCUUGGACGUCAGGUCCACCUCUUAGAAGGGACUUCCCUGGAAGGACCCACCCUCUCCUAAGCCGAGCCAACUGGAAGUCCCCAAGAAGCAACAUAGCCACACCUCCAGUUGACCAGAAGUCCGGCGCUGGGAGAUCCCCAGUCAUCCAGUACAGUGGAACCGUCACCUGGGAGUGAGCAGAAGGCCAAGGCACAGCCCCGGCAGCAAGGCGGGCGCCAGGGACCUUUCAAGUCAGAUCUCCAUCCUGCUCAAGUAUACAGCAACUACCCCCGUCCCAGCCCCAACAGGAGUAG
Messenger RNA from Chionomys nivalis (European snow vole), 4282 nucleotides. RefSeq names its product ATPase phospholipid transporting 8B3 (gene Atp8b3). NCBI's taxonomy places the organism in Eukaryota, Metazoa, Chordata, Mammalia, Rodentia, Cricetidae. The record is from RefSeq and is a predicted model, not a curated record. Gene Ontology annotation, molecular function: ATP hydrolysis activity; magnesium ion binding; ATP binding. Gene Ontology annotation, cellular component: plasma membrane. Gene Ontology annotation, biological process: Golgi organization; phospholipid translocation. Bases 1 to 4014 code for a protein of 1337 amino acids. The transcript is spliced from 27 exons.